AACCGGAUCCCUCCGCGCCCACCGCCCUCACAGCCCUGGGCGACGCCAACCCGGGCCCCGCUGACACGGGGUGGCCGCUCUCAACCAAUCAGAAAGGGAGCGCCCCGCCUGCUGAGCCAAUCAGGAGCCGGAACAGAUGGAAAAUGAACCAACUUCAGGCUUUGUUGAAUGACAGUCUUAUCAGAACAAAGCAUGUGGAAAAUGCAGCUAUUAUCAACAUAAAUGAAAGAAAAGUCUGUGCAUCAACCUCUGGCUUUUAUGUGCCACCAGAGAAUGCCAUAAACCUGAUCUACACUUUCUACAAUAACUUAAUGCAAGUUAGAAGGGAAGGACUCUACUUCAAGCAGAAGCACUAUAAAUGUGUCCGAGCAGAUGAGUAUUCCAUCUAUCUUAAAAAUCCAGAUGGGGGCCUGAUAGCUGUGAAGACCAAUGCUUUCAUCCUGAUUGCUACUUACAAAGUGGGCAUGUAUCCUAGCGUGUGCGUGGAAGCUGUGGAGAAACUCGCAGACUACUUCAGAGACAAGGGUAGUUAAAUCAGCAGAAACCUUGAACUUCAUCAAGCUCAGAAGGACUGUUCACCAGGAAAACAGACGUUCGAUGCGUUAUCCAACCCCAGCAAGCACCUGCUGUUUUACCACACUCCAACAGAAGAGCAAAGGCUGUUCCCCCCCCCUUUUUUUUUUUCCAAA
Molecule: messenger RNA, 689 nt
Organism: Oxyura jamaicensis (ruddy duck)
Lineage: Eukaryota; Metazoa; Chordata; Aves; Anseriformes; Anatidae
Gene: PFN4
Product: profilin family member 4
Exons: 5
Coding region: 144-533 (129 amino acids)
Cellular component (GO): cell cortex
Molecular function (GO): actin monomer binding
Source: RefSeq, a predicted model, not a curated record